AAAAUAAUCUCACAGGGAAGGAAUGCAUCAUUUGUUCAAUCUUCGUUUAGAACUUUCUCACCGAGUCUCCAUUAAUAAAUCAUUGAACUUUCAUUAACAAGAUUCUUUUCAAAAUACGGGAACGAUGCUCUCUGCUGUUUUAACCUCCUUCAAUUUGUACAGUUCAGGUCUGUCUUUACAGUCAGCCAUACCGUAAGAUACAUUUCCAAGGGAGGCAUAUUAGGGAAAUUUUAGACGCGCUGUUUAAAGCUCAGCUUGCAGAGAAUUAUCGAAAGCUUGAACUGCAGAUUUUGGUUGGUAGUUUCAAGGUGCGCAAAAAUGGUGCUCGCGCAGUUAGGCGGGAGAAUCUCCCGCGCCAUCCAGCAGAUGAGCAAUGCCACCAUUAUUGAUGAGAAAGUUUUGAAUGAAUGUCUGAACGAGAUAUCGAGGGCGUUGCUGCAGGCCGAUGUGCAAUUCAAGAUGGUCCGCGACAUGCAGAUUAACAUUAAAAAGAUUGUCAAUUUGGAAGAUCUCGCUGCUGGCCACAACAAAAGACGGAUCAUUCAACAGGCCAUUUUCAAUGAACUCUGUAAUAUGCUGGAUCCUGGGAAACCUCCUUACACACCCAAAAAAGGAAAGCCAAACAUUAUUAUGUUCGUUGGUUUACAAGGUUCUGGGAAAACUACUACUUGUACAAAGUAUGCUCACUACUACCAAAAGAAAGGUUGGAAGCCAGCUCUUGUCUGUGCAGAUACUUUUAGAGCUGGCGCAUUUGAUCAGCUGAAACAGAAUGCAACAAAGGCCAAGAUUCCCUUCUAUGGCAGCUACACAGAAACUGAUCCUGUAAAAAUUGCUGAAGAGGGUGUAGAAAGAUUCAAGAAGGAAAAUUGCGAUCUCAUAAUUGUGGAUACAAGUGGGCGGCACAAACAAGAAGCUGCACUUUUUGAAGAAAUGCGCCAAGUGUCUGAAGCAACGAAACCAGAUCUUGUGAUAUUUGUGAUGGACAGUAGUAUUGGACAAGCUGCAUUUGAUCAAGCUCAGGCGUUCAAGCAAAGUGUUUCUGUAGGUGCUGUAAUUAUUACUAAAAUGGAUGGUCAUGCAAAGGGUGGUGGUGCACUCAGUGCUGUUGCAGCAACAAAGAGUCCUAUUAUAUUUAUUGGGACUGGCGAACACAUGGAUGAAUUUGAAGUUUUCGAUGUCAAGCCAUUUGUUAGUCGGCUUUUAGGCAUGGGAGACUGGUCUGGUUUUAUGGAUAAAAUUCAAGAAGUUGUUCCUAAGGAUCAACAGCCUGAACUCCUGCAAAAAUUGUCAGAAGGCAACUUCACCCUACGAAUCAUGUAUGAGCAGUUCCAAAACAUCCUUAAAAUGGGACCCAUUGGUCAGGUUUUUUCAAUGAUACCUGGAUUUAGUGCUGAGUUAAUGCCUAAAGGUCGUGAAAAAGAAAGCCAAGCACGCAUUAAAAGGUUCAUGACAAUGAUGGAUUCCAUGACUAAUGAAGAACUUGAUAGUGCAAAUCCGAAGCUUAUGACAGAGUCACGAAUACUGCGUGUGGCACGUGGAUCUGGUCAUGCUCCGAAGGAAGUUAUGGAUAUGCUAGAAGAGUUCAAACGCUUAGCCAAGAUCUGGAGCAAGAUGAAGGGACUCAAAAUACCAAAGAAGGGUGAUAUGAGUGCAUUAUCUAGGAAUAUGAAUGCUCAACAUAUGAGCAAAGUUCUUCCUCCCCAAAUGCUGAAGCAAAUUGGCGGCAUGGGAGGCUUGCAGAACUUAAUGAAGCAGAUAGGUUCCAAAGACUUUGGAGGUAUGUUCGGUGGAGACAAGUAGGCCAAAUAGAGAGCAUUGGUAAUGAUGAUAGUUAUUCUUUCCAUCUAUCAACAACUGGAUGCACCAACUGCUGCAUAUCUGGCGCUUGUAAUUUACCUUCAUCUUUGCUGAAAUGCUAGUGAUCUCAGUAAGGUCUGGUCUGUACAGUUUUUCCAGAAAAAUUGAGCCUGUAACAUUUCAGCAUUGACUUUAGUAAGCGUGUUCAAUUUAUUCUCUUUCUAAGUUGUAUCAGCCUGUCCCUCUCUUCUGUAUUUAUGGUUCUACCUGUGAGGAUUGUGCCGUGUCACUUUUUUAAUUCCAUGAUGUUUGAUGGUUUGCUAACUUUAAAACCAUCUGCAUAACAAACAUUAGUUGAGAUUAAUUUGGUCAUUGAGAUAUUUCCAUCUUUGCCUGUUAGUUGCACUAUUUUUUAUGCUUGUUUAAUUUCAAGUUUUAAGAUUUGAAACA
Cryptomeria japonica (Japanese cedar) is the source of this 2247-nucleotide messenger RNA. RefSeq names its product signal recognition particle subunit SRP54 2. The record is from RefSeq and is a predicted model, not a curated record. The transcript has 9 exons. Gene Ontology annotation, molecular function: GTP binding; 7S RNA binding; GTPase activity. Gene Ontology annotation, cellular component: signal recognition particle, endoplasmic reticulum targeting; cytosol. Gene Ontology annotation, biological process: SRP-dependent cotranslational protein targeting to membrane, translocation; SRP-dependent cotranslational protein targeting to membrane. Lineage: Eukaryota; Viridiplantae; Streptophyta; Pinopsida; Cupressales; Cupressaceae. Bases 319 to 1800 code for a protein of 493 amino acids.